Molecule: messenger RNA, 8375 nt
Organism: Motacilla alba alba
Lineage: Eukaryota; Metazoa; Chordata; Aves; Passeriformes; Motacillidae
Gene: MKI67
Product: marker of proliferation Ki-67
Exons: 16
Coding region: 147-7844 (2565 amino acids)
Biological process (GO): regulation of chromosome segregation; regulation of mitotic nuclear division
Cellular component (GO): chromosome; nucleus
Molecular function (GO): protein binding
Source: RefSeq, a predicted model, not a curated record
AGAGCUCGGGGGCCGGCGCGCGCGCGCGGGAAGGGCUCAGUCGGCGCCGCGCCGUGCCGGGAGCGCGCGUCGGACGCCGCCACACGGGGCCCCUGAGCGGCCGCCAGCGCUCCGGCAGAGCCAGGUAAGGUUCCUUACGUUUGAAGAUGCCACGCUACGGAAAAAUCAUUGUCAUUAAAAGGAACGGGACUGAUGGAAUUGUUUUUCCACUCACCUCAACUUCGUGUUUAUUUGGAAGGAAAACAGAAUGCGACAUCCGCAUGCGGCUGCCCUGGGUGUCCAACGAGCACUGCAAAAUCGAGAUCAACGAGAACAAGGAGGCAGUCCUGACCAAUCUGAGCUCAGUGAACCCCACGCAGCUGAACGGGGCUGGCUUUGAGCAGCCCGUUCCCCUGAAGCACGGAGAUGUGUUAACCAUUAUUGAUCGUUCUUUCAGGUUUGAAUAUCCUCCGCAAUCAACACCGGAAAAGAGGCGUUCCAGGUCUCCAAAAGAUGAAACUCUGCAGGUUCUUCAUGUUCAGCAGGUGGCAGAAGUGGAAUUAUUACACAAACAACCUCCAGGAGCUAAAAGCCUGCAUGCUUCAGAUAAUGCUGAGUGUGAAGAAAAAAACACCAAUGAAAAUAAACAAACUCCAGAGAAAAAUCUUCCUGGAGCUUUCCCUGUCAAACUCCAAACACCCAAAUCUUCACAGAGAAUGCAUCGUGUUCUUAAAAAGCAAAAUGAAAUGUCUCCCUUUAGUCAACUCUAUCAAAGUGUGAAAAAGGAGCUGAAAAUGGAAAAACCUCUGCACAGGAGAAGUUCCUCUCAGCAAGCUGCAAAAGGAAGCCCUGGGAGCGUUCUGCCAGAGCCAAGCGCUCCCGUUUCCUCCCAGAGUUGUCUUUUUGAUCUGGGCAGCCCGGCUAAAGGAAAGGAAACAGGCAGGAUGGAACAAAUUGAAAAAUGUCCAAUUGUGAGACUAGAAGAAGAAAACAGCCCAGGGGUUGACCAGCUGUCAGCUGGGGGAGGAACUCCCGAGAGGAGUUUCACCCAGAGUCCUCGAGCUCCCAUUUCAGAGGAGGUGUCAGGAGAUACCAGUCAGAGUCCAUUGCAGGAUCCCAAGGGAUUAAGGACACCGGGCGGAUCCAGAGGUGCUGCAGUUACACCCAGGCCCAGCAGGGAGAACCACAGGAACUCCCUGGUGUUGCUGGAGCAGUGCUCCAUAGAGAGGUUUGUUUGUCCAGUUCAAGAGCCAGUUCCAGUGUGCAGCCCCAGAACCCUGGGUGCCUCUGGAGGAGGUCGGUGUGUGUUGAGCACGCCAACGCCCAGGAGGAAGAGUCCUCGGUCUCUUCUUGUGUCACCUCCCAGAGAAAGCACUGCAGUGAAUCCUGGCACUCCAAGGACCCCACGGCGUGGCUCGUUGAAACUGAAGUCACUUCCAGAAAUCCCAGCUGGAGCUCCAAGGGAAGAUCCGGUGUGCAGAGCUGAGAACACACAACUGCCUUUGCCAGAAGACAAAAGCUUAAAGCAGAGACGAAACAGCAAGCAACAAACACCAGGCAAACCUGCCCAAGAGGUGCUGAAAGAAAUCUGGGAUCAGGCAAACCUGGAGAACUCAAAGGUGGGACAUUGUGGAAGCCCUGCCUCUCUCUCUAAUUCCAAGAGUCCCAGAAGAAGCAGAAGGGAAAGUAAAGAAUUCCUGGACAAAAGUGCCCAUUCAGAGGCAUUGGCUGCAGAAGGAAUGUUGGCUUCUCCUGCUGGUCAGACACAUGGAAGGAAAAGGGGAAAGCCAAGAAGCUCUGGAGCUCUGGCUGAAUCAGCACUGGAGACAAACGCUGCUCAGGAACAUCCUGGUUCAGGCAGAAAAGCCAGUGGAGCUCCAGCAGAGCUGGCCAUGGACCGGUGUCACCAAAACCAGGAUUUGGAAGAUGCCAGUCCUACAAGACCUCAGAGACCAUCAGGCAAGAGAAGAUCUCCUGGAAGUGCUGUUGAGCUGACAGACACUGAGCCUGGCCCAGAAACCAAAGCUUCUGGCCUCUCUCAUGGGGAAGACUCAGGCAAGACAAAAAGAAUCUCUCAGAAGAGGAAAAGUGAUGAAACGCUCCCUCAGACUUUGGGCAAAAGAAAGAGAGUGUCCUUUGGGGGUCAUCUGAGCCCAGAACUCUUUGACAAAAGUUUGCCUCCCAACUCUCCCCUGAAGAAAGGAGCUCUCCCUGCCAGGCGGAGUUUACCCCAUGGAAACUCUCCUCGGGCUGUGCUCAAAAAGGCUCAGGGCUUGAAGCUCUUGAUAAAUCAGGAAGCAAAAAGGUCACCCAAAAACUCGCCAGCCCAGGAGCCCCCGGGUGCCUCUUCCCCUGUCUCAACACCCAGAGUCCCUUCAGGCUCUCCAGCCCCCUUCAGGAGAGGACGUUUCUCCAUCUCCCAGCCCCCCACACCCUUCCCAAUUGCAGAGGAGAAGGACGCUGGCACAGAAGACCUGGAUCCAGAGGGGAAGAGUGCUGUCCAAGGGAAAACCCCAAAAUCUUCUCCUGCUGCCCAGGAUGCCGAAGCCUUGGUGACAGGGACGCCUGCCAAGUCAGCCAGAGGGGCCCAGCUGCGUUUGAAGGGCUCUGCCAUGAAGAGCAGAGGUGGGGCUGUGGCUGUUAUCAGUGCCAAGAGGAGAAGUGGUGCCUCCAGUGCCAAUUUAUUAGUUGCAAAAUCUUGGGCAGAAGUGGUAAAAUUGGGGGUUGCAAGACCACAGCCAAAGACUGCUAAAAAAAGUGUCCGUAAAGGAGGAGCCCUGAAGAGACUAAACCACCCACCCAAGACUCCAGAGAAGAAAAUAAAAGGUCACUUCAGCACAGGUCAUGCAGAGUCACCUGCUACCAUAGUUGUGGGUAAAGCUUAUUCCACCACAGUCGGGUCAGCUGGACACGUCCCCAAAGUGGUAAAAAAUCCCAAGCUGAAGCUAAACAUGGAUAUGGAUGAAAGUUUCACAGGAGUGCCUGAAAUGUUCCAAACUCCAAAAAAUCAGGGAGGAAGAACAAAUCCUUUGGCUGCUGCUCAGAGCACCGAUGUUACACCACCAUGGGCUGCAGGGGACAUUUCUGACUUGCACACUCCUGAGGAAUCUGGAGAGAUGAUGGUGUCACCAUUAAAUAAUUCAGAUGCUUCAGAGCAGAAGCAAGACAGUCCAGGCAUAUUCCACCUUCUGAGAGAGGAGUCAUCUCCACCUAAGUUUGAUGAAAUAGCCACAAAAACUCCUGAAAAAAGAAAAGCUGUGCACAAAGAUACUGCGGAUAGCUUGGCAGUAAUUCCAGAAAAACCAGCAUCUCUGGUGAGAUCAGGAAGUAAAAGGAGGACUCCAAAGCAGAAGCUGGAGCCAGUUGAGGCCAUGCCAAGCAAAAGGAAGAUUUUAAGGACCCCUGAGCAAAGGUCAGAACCAGGAGAGGCUUUGUCAGGUAUCAAGAGACUCAUGAAGACCCCAAGGCAGAAGCCUGAGCCUACAGAGGUUUUGUCAGGCAUCAGACGGCUCCUGAAGACCCCGAAACAGAAAUUGGAGCCUACUGAAGUUUUGUCAGGCAUCAAACAGCUCUUGGAAACCCCAAAUCAGAAGUUGGAGCCUGUAGAGGUUCUUUCAGGCACCAAACAGUUCUUGGAAACCCCAAAGCAGAAGUUGGAGCCUGUUGAGGCUUUGUCAGCCAUCAGGCAGCUCAUGAAGACCCCAAAGCAGAAACUGGAGCCUGUAGAGGCUUUGUCAGCCAUCAAACAGCUCAUGAAGACCCCAAAGCAAAAAUUGGAGCCUACUGAAGUUUUGUCAGGCAUCAAACAGCUCUUGGAAACCCCAAAUCAGAAACUGGAGCCUGUAGAGGUUCUUACAGGCAUCAAACAGCUCAUGAAGACCCCAAAGCAGAAACUGGAGCCUGUUGAGGCUUUGUCAGCCAUCAGGCAGCUCAUGAAGACCCCAAAGCAGAAACUGGAGCCUGUAGUGGCUUUGUCAGGCAUCAAACAGAUCUUGAAGACCCCAAAGCAGAAGUUGGAGCCUGUAGAGGCUUUGUCAGGCAUCAAACAGCUCAUGAAGACCCCAAAGCAGAAACCGGAGCCUGUUGAGGCUUUGUCAGGCAUCAAGCAUCUCAUGAGGACCCCAAAGCAGAAACUGGAGCCUGUGGAGGCUUUGUCAGGCAUCAAACAGCUCAUGAGGACCCCAAAGCAGAAACUGGAGCCUGUGGAGGCUUUGUCAGGCAUCAAGCAGCUCCUGAGGACCCCACGGCGGAAGCCAGAGCCAGUGGAGGACCUGUCAGGCCUCAAGCAGCUCCUGAGGACCCCACAGCGAGAGCUGGAAGCAGUCACAGAUGAAGUUGCCUUGCAGAGGUUGCUGGAGACUCCAGUAGAGAGCAGGGAAGCAGUAAAAGCUGUGCCAGGUGUGACUUCAAGCAAGAAAACCCCAAAGCUGAAAUCCCAACCCGUGGAAGACGUGUUUGGCAUCAGCCGCAUUUUCCGGACGCCAAAGGAGAAGGUGGAGCCUGUGGAGAGCAUGUUUGGAAUCAGCAGAUUGAUGAAGUCUCCUAAAGAGAAAUAUCAGCCGGUUGAGGAUUUUGUGGGGCUGCAAAGGCUCAUGGCAGAACCCAGGCAGAAAUCUUCUGAUGCUGAGGUGGACUAUGCUGGAGUGACUGAAAUGUUUGGUACCCCAGAGGAAAUGAAGGUCAGAUCAGUAAAUGUUAUGGAUUCUCAGGGAGAAAUUGCACCUCCUGCUUCUGAUUCCAGUCAUAAACAUGAAGAGAAAGGAGAAGUUUCCCAAGGUGAAGAUUCCCAACAGAAGGACCCAGCUGGUGAAGAGCAGCCUGCCCAGAGACCCAGAAGGGGCAGGAGGGCUGUGCCUGCUGCAGCAAAGCCAAGUGAAAAUGGUGCGAGUUUAAAGGAGUUGCAGGGUCCUGCCACCCAAGAGGAGAUGGGAGUGAUCACGCCUGAGAACAAGGGGAGAGGAAGGAGGACAAAGCACUGCAUACAAGGAGUUGCUCCAAAGUGCCCUGAUCAGGAAGGGCUUGACGUUGUUUCAUCUGUGGAACCACCUGGAGCUGCUCAGAGACCAGGAAGAGGUAAAAGGAAAGAGCUGAAGGAGGUAAAACAUCCAAAUGAACAUCUGGAGGCUGGUGUUGAAGAUUCCUCAGUGCCACAAAAAGCACCUGCAAAUACCGAACAGAGUUUGCAGGCCUGUGGCAUCAGUGAAACUGAAGAUGAUCCAGGCACAAAGGAAGGACCCGGAAGCACUCGGAGGGAAAUCUGUCAGCUGCAAACAGGUUUAAAUAAUCCUGAUAGCAAAGCUGCUGACAGUGGGAUAGAGGACAGUGAAGAAGCGCUCCUGUCACCGAGGAGGAGGCGCAGAGGUGUGGAGAACACAGAAGCAGUGAUUCCACCAAAAAGAGGGAGACGAGCAAGGAAUGACCAAGGUAAAGCAGCUUCUCCAGGAGACCUUCAUGGAACAGCCAGAAAGCUUCGUAAAGACCUGUCCCCAAAGGUUGCACUAAGACAGGAGCAGGCUUGUGACAAAGCUCCUGAGGCUGCCGCUGCACAAGAAUCUGAAAAUGGCACUAAACUUGAACUGAAGGCAACAGAGAGAAGAGUUAAGUCUCUUAGAAGUACUAGAAACAGAAAGCACUCAGCUGAAAUGAAAGCAGACACUCGUGAGGUCGCACUUGAAAAUACACAAAACAUUCAGAAAACUGAGGAAACAUCAAGUGAAACUGGUGCUGAAACGCAAUCCCACGUGAAAAAUAGGAUGAAAGGAUCACAGGGAUGUGAAACAGAAAAUGCUCAGGAAAAUACAACAGAGGCAGCUCGAAGAUUAAAGGCAGAGUCACCUUCUGCAGAGACAAACAAAAUGCCAGUCAGCGCUCAGAACACGGAAGCAAACAGGGCUAGAAACAGGAGAGGCAAAAAAGACUCUUUGGAGCAAAAAGCUGAGGAAUUUACUGAAAAUAAGAACAGCCUAAAACCAGUUACUCCCAAAUUUAAGUCGGAAACAGAAGUGGAUGAAUCUUCUCUCCAGGAGUCCGGGGGCUCUGUUUGUGUCAGUGCAGCCCAAGGCAGGGAGGUGCCCAGCCCAGGUGCCCCAUCAGUCCCUGCUGCAGACGCCGCCAGUCCUGCUCAGGGCACUCAGAGGAUGAGAAAUGAACGGGGAAUACUCAAAGCAAAGCAAGCUGAAAUCCUGCAGGACGAUCCAGCACAAAGAAAUGCAGUGAUGUGUAGAAGAGGAAGAGGUAAAAAAGUUAAUUUUCAGCUUGAAGAAGGCAGCUCCAAAGCAAUUGAAGGCAAAAGUUUACCUGAGGGUGAUGAAGGGAUGACUGACAAAGAUAAUCAACCUGAGAGUUCUGAAAAUCCUCCUUCACAGGGAAGGAGGGGCAGGAGAAAGCAACUUGAUUCCAUCCCACAAAAAGCGAGUCCUGCCUUUAUGGAAAACCAAACAUUUAGUGCAGAUCGUAGGAAAGAUGAGGCUGUUGUACAAAAGCCAGGAGCAGCUUUGGAAGCUGCUCCCUCUUCAGCAGAGGACGAUCCGCCGAGGCGGGGCAGGAGACGCGAGGUGGCUGUAUCACCACAGACCAGAUCUCCUCCUGUCAGGACGAGACGUGGGCUGCUGCAGGGUGAUGCUAAACAGAGGGCAGAGAGAGAGGAAAACCCAGCUCUGGGUAAUGAAACUGCACAGGCAAAAGUGAACGCACCAACAAGGGACAGAAGAAAAAAGAUGGAUCCGGCAGCAGAGGCAAGAAGUUCAACUCCUCUCCAGGGAAAAUGUGGCUUGUCAGAGACUAAGGAUGAGGGUACUCAGGAAGAACAAAGCGUGCCUUUGGAAGCUGUGUCCUGUGCCAAGGAGAAGCCACCAGGAAGGGGCAGGAGGAAAGAAACUGCUCUGGCAUCACACGCAACCAAUUCCAUCUCUCUGCGAGGGAAGCGCAGGUUGCCCACGGGUGAUGGAGAAGAAGCUCCCAAAGAGGAGGAAAACAUUCCCUUAGAAACUUGUGAUCCAUCUGGAAAAGAAAAUCAACUGAGAAGAGGCAGGAGGAAGGAAAUUGCCCCCUUGGUAGAAGCCAAAAGUUCUACUCAGGGAAACCAGGUCCUGUCAAAACAAAGUGGUAGAAAAACUAACAACAGGGAAGCUAAACAGAGUUUGGACAAUUCUUCCCAAGAAAACACGGAGCUUCUAAAAAGGAGCUCCAGGCAAGCAACCACUUCACAGUCUUUUAGUCCCACCUCACUUCAGGGUUUGCCAGAAGAUGGUAAAGACAGAAUUGCUGAAGAAAAAAGUAAACUUUUGGAUGUAGCUCCACCUGCAAAAGAAAAUCCACCGAGAGUGGGCAGGAAGAAAACAACCUCUUCAACUUCUGAAGAAACAAUUUCCACUUCUCUCAGGGAAAAACCCAACCUGCCCAGAGGCAGAGGUCAGAAGAGGAUUCUUGAAAAAAGUGAAGAUGCAUCUCCAGAAAAUAACCUAUCCCAAGGAAGAGCAAGACAGUUGAGGAACAAUAGGAAGAAGGUGGAGGUGUCAUUAGAGACAGCUACUUCUGCUUCUCCCCAUAAAAGCAGUGACUUGCCAGGCAAUGGCAGCACUCGGGGUUUGAGUGGAGCACCCAUGGGUUCCGAAGACAAUCAGUCUGGGAAAGGCCAGGAGGGUGACCCUGCUCCACAGGCAGCCCCCACCUCUCGCAGAAGGAGGUGCCAGCUGCCAGCAGAGCACGUGCCACCCAAGAGAUUAAAAUCAGGGAAUGAUGAAAAUGGGUCUCUCCAAAGAGAAAGAAGAAACAAAACUAAACUUGGGGAAGAGGAUGCAAGGGCAGCUCAGACCACUGGAGGGAUGGAGAGGAGGACAAGAUCCAGCACCAGAACAAGCAAAUAGCCUUAGGAGGCCCAGAACCAGAUUUUAAAUCAAUUCAGUAAUUCCAAUGACAGGUCAUUUUAAUGUGAAUUGAUUUGCACUCUGAUUUUAAGCUAAGAUUUUUGGCAAUUACAUGGUCGCUUUCCAAAAUCUGUUUCUUAACGUGUCCACAGACAGGUGGUAGAUAUUUCUUUGGUAGCUUUGCCAACGUGUGGUGGUUUCUAAACCACGGGCUGCUUGUGCAAAGCUGCAAACAUAAAUUACAUUUUGUUUUACCAGCAUCUCUCCCCUUUCUCCUGUUGAUCCUGUUGAUCUCUCCUCUUUUUCCUUGUUUCCAGUGCAGCAAUCAGGAAGCCAUAUUACCGCCAGCUAAAGCUGUUUUCUGCUGAAAUUUUCCUAUGCUUAAGUCUUAUUUUUUGUUGGAGUUCUGUAAAUAUUCAUUUUUUUUUAAAUAGUUGUAUUAGCAGAAGCAUUAUGCUAAAUUUUUAAUGAGUUUUUUUAAAAAAAAUUAAGUUUGUACUGAAAAGUGCAGGUUUUGAAGUCAUUAAACUU